Messenger RNA from Drosophila subpulchrella, 2446 nucleotides. RefSeq names its product G2/mitotic-specific cyclin-B (gene CycB). Lineage: Eukaryota; Metazoa; Arthropoda; Insecta; Diptera; Drosophilidae. Gene Ontology annotation, biological process: regulation of cyclin-dependent protein serine/threonine kinase activity; mitotic cell cycle phase transition. Gene Ontology annotation, molecular function: cyclin-dependent protein serine/threonine kinase regulator activity. The record is from RefSeq and is a predicted model, not a curated record. Bases 280 to 1863 code for a protein of 527 amino acids. The transcript is spliced from 5 exons. Gene Ontology annotation, cellular component: cytoplasm; cyclin-dependent protein kinase holoenzyme complex; nucleus.
CAUUUUCAAAUUCAAACUGCAGCUUGGCUUCGCUUCAUGCGCAGAGCUCGAUCAGGUUUUCGGAGAAUUGACUAAAUCUCAGCAACAUUCGAAUUACAAAUUGUAAUUUACAUUAUUUAUUUUAUUAACUCAACUAUUCGGACAACAAAUUGUAUACCUAAACCGAAAUCCGCGUUCAUUUAAAGAAACGCGAUCCAAAAAGCCAAAAAAGAUUAAAUAGCCAAGCGUCUGCUGAUCUGUGUGUUACUUGUGUUUGUUAAAAUAGAAAAAAUAAUCAAAAUGGUGGGCACAACACUGAAAAUGCGCGGCGAUGAGAACGCAUCGGAGAAUUUCAAGCAAGUGCAACUGAAGAAACUGACGGUGCCUUCGCAGGAGGCAACAACAAAACGCGCUGCUUUGGGAGAUUUGCAAAAUCGCGGUCUAAAUCGCGCCAUUGCUGCGAAAGAUGCGGCGCAGAAAGACUCCAAGGAUCUCAAGCUCACAGAUGCCCUGCGCAAUGCCAAGGCUCGAGUGGACACCCACUGGAAGAAACAGGCCCUGGGAACCACCACAAAUGGCAAUACAGCCGCUCCGCCCAAGGCCAACGAAGGGGGCGUGGCGGCCUUUUUGCGCUCGAAUUCGGUACGCAAUCGCGUUCCGACCAAGACGACUGUAGAACCCACUAAAAUUACAGUAAAGGCGACUUCCAACGAUAAAAUUAACGAGCCCACCUUGAAACGUGAGGACAGCAAUCUCUCCAAGAAAUCGCUGACCAAGCUUCGCGCUGCAUUGGCUAAGCCCGUGAUGGGAGUUUCCGGAAUUCGCCGGGAGCCAGUGACUGUGGCCCGCAAGGAGGCGGAGAUCAAGGACACAUUGGAAGUAAAGAAGGAAGUGCCAGAAGCCAAAAAGGAAGUGACCAGUGUGCCCUCCAUUAAAGCCCCCAGUGUCGUCACCACAACCACAUCCACAUUGCCAACCACCAUGUCCCUCUCCAGCAAGCGCUUGGCUGGGAUUAAGGACAUCGAUGCCAACGACAAGGAGAACCUGGUUUUGGUCUCGGAAUAUGUGAACGACAUCUACGACUAUUUGUACCAAGUGGAGCUGCAGCAGCCCAUACACAAGGAUCACCUGGAAGGGCAGAAAGAGGUGUCCCACAAGAUGCGAGCCGUGCUGAUCGAUUGGAUCAACGAGGUCCACCUGCAGUUCCAUUUGGCUCCAGAAACCUUCCAGCUGGCGGUAGCCAUCAUCGAUCGUUAUCUGCAAGUGGUCAAGGACACCAAGCGCACCUACUUGCAACUGGUGGGAGUGACGGCUCUCUUUAUUGCCACCAAGUACGAGGAGCUGUUCCCGCCGGCCAUUGGGGAUUUUGUCUUCAUCACGGAUGACACCUAUACAACCAGGCAAAUUCGCCAAAUGGAGCUGCAGAUCUUCAAGGCAAUUGACUGUAAUCUGUCCCGUCCGCUGCCGCUUCACUUCUUGAGGCGGUACUCGAAGGCUGCCGGCGCUGAGGAUGAGCACCAUGCCAUGUCCAAGUACUUUAUUGAGCUUGCUAUGGUGGAUUACGACAUGGCUACCUACAGGCCAUCGGAGAUUGCUGCCGCUUCGCUGUUUCUGUCGCUGCACUUGCUCAAUGGAAACCACCGGGCUGGCACAGGAUUCAACGACCGACACUGGACGCCCACUCUGACCUACUACUCGCGCUAUUCGGCCGCCCACUUGCGACCCAUUACCCGGCAGAUUGCAAAGCUGGCCCGGGAUGCUCCCCAGGCCAAACUGAAGGCCAUCUACAACAAGUACCAGGGCAGCAAGUUCCAGAAGAUCGCACUGCGAACGGAGCUGACCGGUGCGCUUAUGGACUCCAUCGUGAACAGCCCGAGGAAAUAGUCUGGUCCAGAUUAAUUGGAAGACCCACAAAAACCUGGUUUAGUUUAAUUUGUUUUCAUUUUUUAAAUUUGUAGCGUAUUCAAUAUUCUGUUCGUUUCGUGUUCGUUACAAAAUGCGUAUAAUAACCUUAGUCGCAUAGCUUACUAUGUAUCUUCAUCAUCAUAAGCAAUUCCCCCAGGCAUUUUAAUCUGCUGGAGUCCCUUGAGCAGUUUUCACCCGCUGCCAAGAGCUGGCUCCGGCAUCUUUGCACCUGGAGCACAAGUUGAACGCGAGCCGGCCGAUGGAAGUGAGUUCCGCCGGUAAGACUAGAUACCGGACUAAGCUGGAGCCCGCCUGCUCCUCCCGCUGGGUCACCAUCUCAGUGGGGAGCGAGCGGCGGUGCGGUGGACACCGAGAGAGAGUGGGCAACGAGUUCAUUUGCUGGCCGAAAACAUCGGCGUUGUCUCUCCAAGAACAAUAUUUUAUAUUCAUACCCCAUUCAUCCCUUACCACUAAUUGUAUUUAGAUUUUAUCUUUGAUGGGAAAUUGUUCGUUCUGUGCAUUAUGAAUAAAUACAAAAAACUUGUGCAAAAAUAUUCCCAUA